This is a messenger RNA of Equus caballus (horse), 2574 nucleotides long. The record is from RefSeq and is a predicted model, not a curated record. Lineage: Eukaryota; Metazoa; Chordata; Mammalia; Perissodactyla; Equidae.
AUGGGAACGCUCUCAGAGGGGCCAUACAAAACAAACCCUGGAAUCCGCCUCCAAGCUCAGUACGCAGGGGACGACAUUCCAUACUCCAAUGCCCCCAUGAAACCCGGGUGGGAUGGGGAGGCCCCGCCCCAAAAUGGCCGCGCCCAAGUGCGGCUGUUGCCGGCAGCACGGCCACCGGCGUUUUCUCAAUCUGGGGAUCUAAAAGAAGCGGAAAGUGUGGCCUGGGGGACGGAGGGGCGCGCAGGACGACCGGGGAGAGGGCGCUCCGGCCUCGGAGGCGGCGGGGAGCAGGACCCUGCGACCGGCCGCGAGGAGCCCACUCGCCUUUCGGCGCCCUCAGACUUUCGUGCGACUCGUCCCGGAAAACGGUCGCACGUUCCUGGCGUUCUCAUCUCGCCUCAAAGGGAAGCACGGCGGCGCGAGUUCACGCUGCCUGUUGUUAUCCGCCCAGGGACGUCGGACUGCUGGUGUCGCUGUGAGGGAGGCGGGGUUGGCGAUACGCGCGAUGCGGGGGUCGGAGGGGCCAGGGGUAACGGGCUCGCGCCCCCGAGGGUGGAGUGGCAGGACCGUGGAGGGUCGGGCUGCGUAGCUGAGACCAGUGCUCGCCUUCACGCUCCAGCUUAUGUGCCCUGGGCUCCGAUUGUCAGUCUCCGGAAGAGCAGUUGUGAGGCCUCAGGAGGAGAUCUCCAUCCUUUGUCCGGGGCGGAACAGGAUGGCCAACGCCCAGAAUUCUGGCAAGUUGAUGACCAGAUACAUAACCACAAGGAAAGCCAAGACAAGCCUCUGUGGCAAACUGCAUUCAUACACAAGGAAACAGUGAAGGAUGAACAUGGCCAAGAAUUUAGAACAUGCAGAAAAAUCAUUUAUCCGAGCCCAGACUUUGUUUCUAUAAGACAAAGACUCCCUAAAUAUUAUUCAUGGGGAAGGAGUUCAAAACAUAAUUUAAACUUUCUUAGUCAAAACAGAAGCUACGUAAGAAAGAAAGAUGAUGAAUGUAAGGCCUAUUGGAAAUUAUGCUUCCAUUCUAAUCUUGAUAAAGCUCAGCCUGGAGAGACCUUCUUUGAGCCUAAUCAACGUGGAAAAGCCCUCCACCAUAAGCAAAGCCUUAAUAAAAGUCGGAGAAUUCAAACUGGGGAGAAACUCUAUGAAUGUUCUGAAUGUGGAAAAGUGUUUAUCCAGAAAGCUAACCUCGUUGUACAUCAGAGAACUCACACAGGAGAGAAACCUUAUGAAUGCUGUGAAUGUGCAAAAGCCUUCAGUCAGAAGUCAACCCUCAUUGCACACCAGAGAACUCAUACAGGGGAGAAGCCCUAUGAAUGCAGUGAAUGCAGGAAAACCUUUAUCCAGGAGUCAACUCUGAUCAAACAUCAGCAAACUCGUACAGGAGAGAAACCCUAUGAAUGCAGAGAAUGUGGCAAAGCCUUCAGUGGGAAGACAGCUCUCGUUAAACAUCAGAGAAGUCAUUCAGGAGAUCAAACCUAACAAUAAACUUUCAAGUGGGAUAACUUUAUCCAUAAAUUAUAUAUCGUUAUACUAUGCAGCAAAGAACUCAUUGAGUAACCGUGUAAAUCUAAUGAACAUCAGAAAGCACUCAGCCUUUAUUAGAUUUAAGAAAACUCAAAGUUAUGAUAAAGCGUACAAUAAAUGUGAUAAAUUCUUCACCCAGGAGUUUUAAUACAUUGUACAUCAAAAUUUAUGAAGGGUCAAAACCAUGAAUAUAGUGAAAGUUGGAAAGCCUUUGGAAAGAAGUUAAAUGUCAUUUUAUAUUAGAGCUCUUAUGUUCAGGAGACACUAUCAAUUUAAUGAGUUGGAGAACCCCAAUUUCCUAGAAAUUAUAUUGUGAGGAAAAUGAAGUUCUAGAUGUCGUCAUACAUUUUAUAGAAAAGAUCAUAGAGGUUACAAUCAAGCACUCAAUUUUAAAUUAUAUACAUAUUCACUCCAGAAUAAAGUUUUGAAGUAUAAAUACAUUGAAUAAUCAGGAGGAGAGAGGAAAAAACAUAUUAACCCUUGCUAGGCAAAACUCCCAGAUUAAUCUGUAAAUAGAUAGACCCUAAAUAGAUUAGUCUGAGAGAGGAUGUGCCCGCAGGAUCCUCACACAAAAGGAACCCAAGCAGGGGACCUGACACAUGUGUUCUAUCAUUAUAAAUGUGCAAAUGUCUUAUGGAGAAAGAUUGUAUCCUUCUGGGAUAUUUCUUAGAACAGUGGUCACAAUUUAUUAUAUUCUGUUCAUAAGAAGUAAUUAUAUUAUGGUGGGACAAUAGGAGGUUAAGGAUUUCCAGGAAAUAUCCUGUAAGAACAGUAUUAAUUGAAAUAAAAAUUAGAAGCAUCUUGAAUAUCCAAUGAUAGAUGAUUGUAGAUCUAUCAAUAGUUAAAUUGCUAUAAUAUGCUGCCAUUAAUUAUGUAUCCAUUAUUUUGUUUAAGGAUUUGGAAAGUGUGGAAGAUAUAAACUGUACUUUAUGAUCUGUGUUGUAAAAUGAUAUGUAUAACAAGGAUAUGCACCAUUAUGAUUUCAGUAUCUCUGGAUUGUGGGAAUAUAAGCAAAUUUUUGAUUAGUAAAAACAUAUGAUGAUUAUG